AAAAUAAAAUGGUAGCCUCCAAAAAAAAAAGCCCCAAAAUUGUGUCCGGAAACAAGCCAAAUCACCCUUAAAAAAUCUUAACGCCAGCGUCCGCGAGCACCAGAAGCCGACGCACACAGCAACAGCUGCAGCAGCCGCCGCCGCGCGCGCGCACACGCAGCAGAGGGGCAGCCGGAGAAGAAGAUGGCCACGGCCACGGCGCUCUCCCUGAGCGGCGGCGGCGGCCGCGGGUCCCUCCUCCGCAGGUACCCUUCCACGGCGGCGGCGCGGUGCUGCGCCGUCCCGCGGCCGCGCCGGCGGCCGACGCCGCCCCGGCGCCUGGCGGCGUCCCGCGCGGACGACUCCUCGCCGGCGCCGUUCGAGAUGACGGUGGAGAGCGCGCUGAAGCUGCUAGGCGUCGCCGAGGGCGCCUCCUUCGACGACAUCCUGCGCGCCAAGAGCGCCGUCCUCGCCUCCUGCAAGGACGACCAGGACGCCGUCGCGCAGGUGGAGGCUGCAUAUGACAUGUUGCUUAUGCAGAGCUUAUCACAGAGGAGGGCUGGCAAGGUUGUUGAUAACAGCAUCCGCUAUGCUGAUGUCAAACCUGUAAAAAGUGCAGGAUCAGGCACGGUACCUCAGUGGAUGCAAGCAACCAUGAAGAACGCACCGGUGACAUUUGAGGUUCCAUCUUCAAGCAGCUUGGGUAUCCAAUCUUGCGUUUAUGGUGCACUGAUGGUUUUCACUUAUGCUAGUGGAAGCUCAACAUCUUUGCCAUCAACAUACACUAGUGCUGAUGUGCCUGGGUUUAUCUUAGCAACAGGGUUUGGUGCUUCAUUGUAUUUCCUGACAAAGAAAAAUAUGAACCUAGGUAAGGCAGCAUUGAUUACUGUUGGGGGUCUUGCAGUCGGUGCGACAGUCGGAUCUGCUGUGGAGAAUUGGCUACAGGUUGAUGUGGUGCCCUUUCUAGGCGUUCACUCCCCUGCUGUUGUUGUCAGUGAAUUUAUUCUGUUCUCCCAAUUGUUGGUCUCGCUGUUUGUUAGAUAGGAUUAAGACAAGUUGUCAGCCUGGCCUGUAAUUAACCGAGAAGAACUAGCUCCGAAAAAUCAGGAAAAUGCAUCUUUCUCUAGAAGAUGGGAGCAGCUGUGUAUAGCCAAAAAAAAAAACAUCGACAUCAGUAUCUCUUAUACUUUAAAGAUAACUUGUAUCUAGUCUUUUCAGUCCCAA
Molecule: messenger RNA, 1203 nt
Organism: Oryza brachyantha (malo sina)
Lineage: Eukaryota; Viridiplantae; Streptophyta; Magnoliopsida; Poales; Poaceae
Product: protein CHAPERONE-LIKE PROTEIN OF POR1, chloroplastic
Exons: 3
Coding region: 184-1023 (279 amino acids)
Cellular component (GO): chloroplast membrane
Source: RefSeq, a predicted model, not a curated record